CUCUGCUGAGAGACAGGGGGAAAACGCACGCGCGUGCACACACACACACACACACACACACACGCACACGCACACACUUCCCUGCAGCAGGCUCUCUGCUUUCCAGGACCAGCCGUUUUGUGGCAGAGGCACCAGGCAGGGGCUCGGACAGCACAGAGGCCGCUGCACCCCACUGUUCCCCGCUCAGAGCCCGAGGACCGUGCUCGUGUUGCUCUGAGCUCAGCUGGUUCCAAGGAGUGAGGCCCAGCUGACCCCACGUUGCCGCCUGCCUCUUCUCUCCAGUGACUCUGUUCUGUGUGGGCGAGAAAAGGCUUCCAGCCUCCCUGGGCCUCUGGUUCCCAGGACGACGGCGCACUCAGGACUCGGGGCUCUCACGGGUGCCCUGCUUCCUUCCCGGGAUGGGCCAUGCAGCCGCCUUCACCUCAGGCCUGGCCCUGCUCCAGGUGCAGGAAGGAGGGUAAGGAGGCCCGUGAGGAGGGCUCACCUGUCACUGUCACAUGGGCCUUCCCGACCCUCCGAGAAUGAGCGGUGAUGUCCUCUAGCCGCCCCUAGCAGCGUCUCGGUUCUCCCUGGCCAUAGCAGCUGACUGGGUCUGGGACUUUCUCCACGACACACAGACGGCACUGGCAGCCAACGAUGACUGUCCAGAAACUGGUGGCCACAGCUGUGCUGGUGGCCCUGGUGUCUCUGGUCCUCAACAACGCGGCAGCCUUUACCCCCAACUGGGUGUACCAGACGCUGGAAGACGGGCGCAAACGGAGCGUGGGACUGUGGAGGUCCUGCUGGCUGGUGGACAGGGCCCGGGGAGGGCCGAGCCCUGGGGUCAGGCCCGGGCAGGCAGAUGCACGGGACUGUGAGCCCCUGGGCUGGGGCUCCGAGGCGGCAGGCUUCCAGGAGUCGCGAGGCACCGUCAAAUUGCAGUUCGACAUGAUGCGUGCCUGCAACCUGGUCGCCACGGUGGCUCUCGCUGCGGGCCAGCUCACCUUCGUCCUUGGGCUGACGGGCCUACCCCUGAUGUCACCCGAUUCCCAGUGCUGGGAGGAAGCCAUGGCCGCUGCGUUCCAGCUGGCAAGUUUCGUCCUGGUCAUCGGACUGGUGACAUUCUAUAGAAUCGGCCCCUACACCAGCCUGUCCUGGUCUUGCUACCUAAACAUUGGCGCCUGCCUCCUGGCCACCCUGGCGGCGGCCAUGCUCAUCUGGAACAUUCUUCACAGGAGGGAGGACUGCAUGGCGCCCCGGGUGAUUGUCAUCAGCCGCUCCCUGACGGCGCGGUUUCGCCGCGGGCUGGAGAAUGACUACGUGGAGUCCCCGUGCUGAGGCCGCCGGGCAGGCUUAGGACUCUAUCCGACUGUAACGAACAAUCGAGAAACCAAUGGGCCGCCUGUGCAGCAGUGGGCGAUUCGUAUGACUUCCUAUAUAUGCAUAUGUACGAUACACAGGUAUGUUUACUAUUACAUAUAAAUACAUUCUAUGAUCAUAUAUCGUCUGGGCCAGCCUCCUCCUGACACUCGCACAACCUGGCUUCACGCGCACGCAUGUCGCAAGGAGGAAACUAGCAACUGAGACACCCACGCGGAGCGGUGGCUGUCCUGCUCGGCACCCUGGUCUGGGGUUAAUUUAUUCUCCAUCUGCUGAGAGGGGCGUCCGCGGCCAGUUUUACUCUGGUAAAGCAGGACACCCGGAGAGAUUUUUCUGGAACUGGCCGUGAUCUUCCUCGAGUGGCUCAGAAUUUAUAACCAGAUGAUUACGGCUUUACAACAGGAUGGAGUCAGUAACAUCUGUUUGCGCCGGAUUAUUUUUCUAAGUUAAAAUAAAGGGCAAACCUCUUACCACUGUC
This is a messenger RNA of Rhinolophus ferrumequinum (greater horseshoe bat), 1837 nucleotides long. RefSeq names its product transmembrane protein 204 (gene TMEM204). The transcript is spliced from 3 exons. NCBI's taxonomy places the organism in Eukaryota, Metazoa, Chordata, Mammalia, Chiroptera, Rhinolophidae. The record is from RefSeq and is a predicted model, not a curated record. Bases 637 to 1317 code for a protein of 226 amino acids.